CUUUGUGGACGGACAGCCGAUCGCCCACAUACGUGAAUGAUCUCACGGAGAGAGAGCUGCCGAUGGUGGCCAUGUCUCUCACUGACAAGCUGCUGCCCAGCUCAGUCGGACCGCUCACAAAAAGGGAAGACGCCAAAGCAGAUUGGCCGUCGACCGAAAGAGAGGAGCCGAGCUGAAGCGGGCCGUCAACAGCCAAUCCGCCGCUGAUGACGCCGUCUUUGUGGACGGACAGCCGAUCGCCCACAUACGUGAAUGACCUCACGGAGAGGGAGCUGCCGAUGGUGGCCAUGUCUCUCACUGACAAGCUGCUGCCCAGCUCAGUCGGACCGCUCACAAACAGGGAAGACGCCAAAGCAGAUUGGCCGUCAACCGAAAGAGAGGAGCCGAGCUGAAGCGGGCCGUCAACAGCCAAUCCGCCGCUAAUGACGCCGUCUUUGUGGACGGACAGCCGAUCGCCCACAUACGUGAAUGAUCUCACGGAGAGAGAGCUACCGAUGGUGGCCAUGUCUCUCACUAACAAGCUGCUGCCCAGCUCACUCGGACCGCCCACAGAGAGGGAAGACGCUAGCUCAGAUGGACCGUCGACUGACAGCCUUUCCCCGACCUGCACACAUUGCAGUUAACAGACCAUACAGCCCAGAGCAUGUCUGAAAUCUGCUGGUCGUCGCCGCCUUACUCUGAGCCACUGAUCAACGGACAAGGUGUAGUAUCGCGGGAGGUCCCAGUACUCGAGGAACGCACCACCAUAUGGUGUCAGUUUGAAGACAUCUUUCAUCUCCGCAAACGUCGAGUUGUACACUUUGAUGGUGAGUUGGGGAGUGUUAUUAUACUCAAAGACGAUUCGAGCGUCGGUUGCGUUCGAUGGGUCCCACAGAAGCGGGACAGAUUUGUCUAGAUACACAGCCGAGCUGAGACUGAGACUCCCAAGGAUCGACGCAUUGUGGUGGACCGUCAGCUGGCUUUCGAGCUCGGUCGGCCCGCCAACAGACAGGGAAGACGCCAGAGACGAUCUGUCGCUAACCGAGAGUAGGCCCGAAAGCACAGCGUCGCCGGAGACGCUAAGGGUGGAGCCGAGAUGAGCAAAUGACAUAACGGAGAGAGAGCUGCCGAUGGUGGCCAUGUCUCUCACUGACAAGCUGCUGCCCAGCUCAGUCGGACCGCUCAUAAACAGGGAAGACGCCAAAGCAGAUUGGCCGUCAACCGAAAGAGAGGAGCCGAGCUAAAGCGGGCCGUCUACAGCCAAUCCGCCGCUAAUGACGUCGUCUUUGUGGACGGACAGCCGAUCGCCCACAUACGUGAAUGAUCUCACGGAGAGAGGGCUGCCGAUGGUGGCCAUGUCUCUCACUAACAAGCUGCUGCCCAGCUCACUCGGACCGCCCACAGAGAG
Molecule: messenger RNA, 1387 nt
Organism: Vitrella brassicaformis
Lineage: Eukaryota; Vitrellaceae
Source: the annotation of a GenBank genome assembly